ACUGUAAUGCAGCCGUUAAAACAAGGAAAAGACUAAACUUAUCACAAUAUUACAAUAUUCAAAACAUAAGACGAUAUCUUGUCUCAUAUCACGAUAUUGAUAAUAUAAUAUCGAUAUAUUUCCCAGCCUUAAUUAUUAUGUCAUUAUGAGAUAUUUUCUGAUUAUUUCUAGACAUUAUUCUGUUUUUACAAGAAGCUUUUCUUGUAAAAACACAAAACUUUAAUCCUUAUUUUGUAAAUAUCUUGAAAACAAACUUUUCUCAUUAAACAACAUAAGUUGUUGUUAAAACAAUAAGAAUAUACAGUAAAUACAUAUACACCUUAUCAUCUAAUUUUUAUAUUAAUUACUGAUCUGUUUAUUUUUAUGUAUUUAUUCUACUAUUAUUGUUGUUUUUGUUGUUACUCUGUUAUGAUAAAUGUUCAGUGUUUUAGUGAAACUCACAGAUUGAGGAAGAAUUUUCCAGGUAUUUUUCAGGUAUUUUUCAGGUAUUUUUCAGGUAUGAGGGAUUUUUUUGCUUUUUGAAAAACAUUUGAAAGAUAAAAACAGAAAGAUCGAGUGUUGUUGAAACGUCAGUUAUACAAUAAAAAUAAUGAUCAUUUCCUCUUGAAUUCAGGCUUCAGUUUGACUCUUGUACAUGCAGGUGCAGCAGCUGAUUGGACGCAGCGUUGGCGUAGUUCAUAUCAGACCUGUGACCUACAAAUAAACUCUGAUUGGAGCAGCUGUAAAGACAUAAACUGAUUUAACCAAUUACACAGAGAGAGAGAGAUACGGCCGGUCUGAAGGUCAAACUCUGACGCUCAGAUAUCGACUCACAUAUAUGCAGACAGUCAGAAAUUAAAUAUAACUUUAAAUAUAACAUUUAAAAUAACAGAUUUUGUUUUGAUAAUUAAAACUUUAUCAAGAUUAAUUGAUCCAAACCUUUACUUUGUUCUUAUAAUUUAAUAAAAAUAUAAAUUCAUGAUGUCAGUGAGAACAUUUCAACUCAAAUAUGGAAGCAGAUAAUCUGGACCUGUAACUUAAUUUUCCAUCAUUUAUUAUUAUUUAUUUAUUUAUUAUUCAGUUAUUGUCAUUUAGUUCUGUCUUUUAUGUUUUCUGUCCUCUCACUGAAUUAUGAAGAUGUUUACUUGUUGUUUGUUCUUGUAGGUAUGUCAGAGCUGGAUAUCAUUUAACGUGAUACCGGUAGAGUACUUCAUCACUUCAUCUGAUACCUUUUUUUUUUCUCUACUUCAUUCGACAGGUGACUGUAUGAGUUGUAGCCGCUGUGGUAGUCGGCCAAUCACGCGUCACAUUAAAUUAAAGAACGUUUGUGUUGAUUGGCUGCAAGCAAAACCAACAACUAGUCAUAUUUUUAUUAUAUAUAUCUGAGUACAAAAAAGAUCAAAUGCAGGAAUCUUUUGACUGGAGAAGUUUUGAUACUAGUUUGUUAUUUCCUUAAAAGUAUCUCACAAAAUGUAAAUUAUGAGUCAAUAUUUUACUGGUAAACAGUUUCACCACAAAGACCAUCAGUUAUAAAGGUACUCAUAUAUUAUAUACGUAUUAAAAUAAGAAGCCUGUAGUCUUUUUCAACAUGUACUUUAUAUAGAAACAUAUAUAGUUGAAAUAAAUAGCUGAAUAUACAUUUAAUGAUAUAUUUCAGUGUUGUAUCCCAGUCGGCGUUGGUUCGGGUGAUAAUGAGCAGAUGUUAUAACACAUGAUAAACCAAUUUAGAUUUAAAGUUGAUUUGUGUGCCGCAGGUAAACCAUAAAUACUGUGAUUGAUAACAACAGUACUGUCACUGAAAGGUCAAUUUGGGAUUUUACAACAAGCUGUAAUGAAACUUCACUAAAACUGUGAAAAAAAAGAAUGAUACAUGAUGAUAAUUUAUAAAGAGAUAAGUUUAAAUCUGUCACAAUUAACAGUGAAUACUUUAUUUAUUAUUAAUAUUAUAUGUAGUGAAGACUUAACGCUGAGUGCUUCUAUGGAGGUCAGAAGCCGCCACACGACCCCAGUACACCGUCUUUUAUUGUGAACAGCAGAGUGAAGUCCACCGCAGUCCUGUUACACAAGUUUACAGGUUGAGUUUUUCUUCAACCUGGGAACAUCACGUAGACCGACGGAGGCUAUAUAAGAGCAGCGGUGCACAAUCAGCUGGUGAGGAACGGUUGGAAAUAUAUAUACGAGAAAAAUGCAGACGAUAUUUGGCAAAAAUGGAACAGAAACUCCGGAGCCGGUAAAAGCUCAGGUGAAAGGCUCUAUCCCGGCCUGGCUGCAGGGGACUCUGCUGAGGAACGGGCCCGGUUUGUUCUCUGUGGGCAACUCGGAGUACAACCACUGGUUCGAUGGCAUGUCGCUCAUCCACAGCUUCACCUUCAGCGGCGGCGAAGUGUUUUACAGAAGUAAGUUCCUGAAGAGCGAAACCUACAAGAGAAACAUCAAGGCCGACCGGAUCGUCGUCUCCGAGUUUGGAACCAUGAUCUACCCAGAUCCCUGCAAAAACAUCUUCUCCAGAGCGUUCACGCAUCUCUGCAACGUUAUCCCCGACUUCACCGACAACAACCUGAUCAACAUCAUCCGCUACGGUCAGGACUACUACGCCUCCUCUGAGGUCAACUACAUGAACCAGAUUGACCCUGUUACCCUGGAAACGGUCGGCAGGAUUAACUACAGGAACCACAUCGCCCUGAACUUGGCGACGGCUCAUCCUCACUACGACAACGAGGGCAACACGUACAACAUGGGCACCGCCAUCAUGGGCCUCGGCCGGCCCAAAUACGUCAUCUUCAAAGUCCCAGCUGAUGCCUCAGAUAAAGAGAAUAAGAAGCCGGCGUUGAGGAAGGUGCAGCAGAUCUGCUCGAUUCCUUUCCGUUCCGCUCUGUCCCCGAGUUACUUCCACAGCUUCGGCAUGACUGAAAACUACAUCGUGUUCGUGGAGCAGCCUUUCACGCUGGACAUCGUCAAACUGGCCACCGCCUACUUCAGAGGAGUCAACUGGGGAAGCUGCCUCAAAUUAGACAAGGAAGACAUCACCUUGUUCCACGUCAUCGACAGAAAGACGGGGAAGGCCGUCUCCACGCGUUUCUACGGCGACGCCAUGGUGGUCUUCCACCAUGUCAACGCCUACGAGGACGACGGCCACGUGGUGUUCGACCUGAUCGGCUACAAGGACAGCAACCUGUACGACAUGUUCUACAUCCAGAACAUGAGAAAGGAGACCAGCAACUUCAUCGAAUCCAACACCAGUUUCUCCCCGCCGGUCGUCCAGAGGUUCGUCCUGCCGCUCGACGUCCACAAGGAAUCUCCCAGAGGGACUAACCUGGUGACGCUGACGGACACGAAGGCCCAGGCGGUGAUGCAGGAGGACGGAUCCGUCUACUGCCAGCCGGACUCUCUGUUCGAAGGUCUGGAGCUGCCGGGGAUCAACUAUAACUUCAACACUAAAAAGUACAGAUACUUCUACGGCUCCAGGGUGGAGUGGACGCCUCAUCCCAACAAGAUCGCCAAAUUUGACAUCGUCAACAGGAAACACAUCGAGUGGCAGCAGGAGAACUGCUAUCCUUCAGAGCCGGUGUUCGUGGCGUCGCCGGGAGCCGUGGAGGAAGAUGACGGGGUGAUCUUGUCGUCUGUCAUCUCUCCGGAUCCGAACAUCUCUCCCUUCAUGCUCGUCCUCAACGCCAAAACCUUCGAGGAGAUCGCCCGAGCCGCCAUUCCCGCCAGCGUCCACAUGGACCUUCACGGACAUUUCAUCCCCGCCGCCGUCUGACGGCCAAAUCACGACUGAGUUAGAUAUUUAUUAUUUGGUUUGGUUUGAGAAAUGGAGUCUUCACACUUCUUUUUAUGUUCUUUGUUUCCUUUUUUCAGCACUUUAACAGACUGAUUUUAAUUAAUAUUUAAAACAGGAAACAGAAGCUGCAUCAGGCCAACAAUGUUUAUGUUUUACAUGAUAACUUUUCCAUUAAACAUAUUGAUCACAUUC
Messenger RNA from Thunnus maccoyii (southern bluefin tuna), 3952 nucleotides. It is a transcript of the gene bco1l, whose product is annotated as beta-carotene oxygenase 1, like. Bases 2165 to 3739 code for a protein of 524 amino acids. The record is from RefSeq and is a predicted model, not a curated record. Gene Ontology annotation, biological process: carotene catabolic process; retinal metabolic process. Gene Ontology annotation, molecular function: beta-carotene 15,15'-dioxygenase activity; carotenoid dioxygenase activity. The transcript has 11 exons. NCBI's taxonomy places the organism in Eukaryota, Metazoa, Chordata, Actinopteri, Scombriformes, Scombridae.